CAGUUUUGUUCCUCUAUCAAGCCCCUCCACCUCCACCACAGGAAGCUCAGCUAGCCUGUCUGGACCACACCGAAGAUGGAAGGAAAGGAAGUGGAUGGUAAACGAGUCCAAACUAAUGGAACUCUUUCGAAAAUGUACAAUUUGCGGAGUAGUAAUGUGCGACCUCAACCAGAACAUAAAAACAUUUGCCAGCAGAAUACAAAUCACAUGGAAAUGCAACAAUGGACACACUGGGGAAUGGGAGUCAUGUCCCAAUACUCGGGGAAUGGCUGAAAAUAACCUCCUUUCAGCAGCAGCCACACUUUUCACAGGUGCAACAUACACAGACAUUGCUGACUGGGCUGGGCUAUUGAAUCUUCAGCUACCACAAAAAUCCGCAUUUUACACCAUACAGUCAAGCUACCUCAUUCCUGUCAUCAGCGAAGCCUACAAGAAGCAGGAAAGCAUCAUCAAAGCCAGACUCAUCUGCCAGACUCUGGAUGGUGAGAGUGUGCAUGUCUGUGGGGAUGGGAGGAGCGACAGCCCAGGCCAUUCGUGCAAAUACACCACAUAUUCAUUCAUGGAUGACUCUACCAACCAAAUUGUUGUUUUUGAUUUGAUUCAGGUGACCCAAGCCAAAAAGUCUGUUGCCAUGGAACCAAUCGGUUUCAAAAAAGGUCUGGAUAAGCUUUUAGAUGAAGGGAUUAAUGUGAAAGUGGUGACCACUGACAGACAUCCCUCCAUCAGGAAGAUGAUGCGAGAGGACUAUCCGGACAUCGCACACCAGUUUGACCCAUGGCAUGUAGCAAAAGGAAUAAAAAAGAAAUUGGUUAUGGCCUCUAACCGUAAACAUUGCAAGGACCUUGCUCCAUGGGUAAGAAGCGUGAGCAACCAUAUGUGGUGGAGCUGCAGCUCCUCUAAAGGAGAUGAAAAGGAGUUGCUUAGACGAUGGACGUCCAUCCUCCAUCACAUAUGUGAUGUCCAUCGAUGGGAGGAAAACGGAAUUUAAUACAAGUGCUACCAUGCUGACCUCUCAUCAGAUGAACAACGGAAGAAGAAAUGGUUGACUCAGGACUCACCUGCCUACAAAGCUCUCUAUGAAGUUGUGUUGAACACGCGUCUACUGAAAGAUCUGGAGCAAAUGGCGCUGUUCAAGCACACAGGACAACUCGAGGUUUUCCACAACGCCCUGUUGAAGUACUGCCCGAAGCGCCUGCAUUUUGAGUACCAAUCCAAGCAGGCACGCACAAUGUUGGCCAUUAUGGACCACAAUGAAAAUCAUGACUCACCACGUAAACCGGAAGAAACAAGUGGCCUCCCAAGACACAACAUUGUGUACCAAAAACAGUCAAAACAGUGGAUUGCAAGACCUAUUUACACAAAGACAACCCAAAAUUUCAGAGAUGACCUUAUGGAGGAUGUUGUUAAAAGAAGACUAGACCCAUCCAUCAAAUAUAAAGACUCAUCAUCUCGCAUUCAAGUCCCGUGCCUGGCAGCAAAUAUUGGCCUCCAUCCAAAACCCAGCAAGGAGGAUGUAAUCGAAGGCCACACAUCAAGAUUCAAAACUUAGUUUUAGACCUUCAGUGCCUUCUCCAAAUCAUAUUUGUGUUAUUUUUUUGUCAUACAUUUAUUCAUAAUAAUAAAUAACAGUAUUUCUCAGUUUUCUCUCUGUUUUCUCUUGUUAUGGCGAAUCAGCAUGCACAUUGACUUGGAUGUAAUACUUCUAUAGUAAAAGCUUUUUUAUCACAUGUUGGUAAUACAUUACCAGAGUUUAUUAAAUCAAGUAAACAGAGAUGACAGGAUUUGCAAAGACUUUAUUCAUGAAAUCAGUUACAGCAUAUUUAUUGCCUCCUGUGCCUCUUGAAAGCCAAUAUAUAUACCAGACUCUGAUGGAUAUUUUUUACGAAUAGCAACGACCACACAUGAUGGCAAUGGUGUUCGAUUUCCUCUGCCCAAUGUCUCUCCCUUCAAGGCCCACUCCAGCACAACACGAUAAGCCACCAACCUAUAUUGCCUGUGAAAACAUCAACUCUAUGUGAAUACAGGUAUAAUAUGGGUCGAUCUAUACAUGCGUCAUGAUUAAAAUAAUCACUUGCUCUGUGGAAAGCUGUCCAUUUGGUCCAUUCGGCGUGGGGCGUUUUUUCCAGUUCACUUUGUCACACCAGAAAAAAAAAUCGAGUACUGCAGAAUGGAUCAGCGCCGUGAAAUCCUCUGUAGAUG
This is a messenger RNA of Cyprinus carpio (common carp), 2199 nucleotides long. RefSeq lists its product as uncharacterized. The transcript has 6 exons. The record is from RefSeq and is a predicted model, not a curated record. NCBI's taxonomy places the organism in Eukaryota, Metazoa, Chordata, Actinopteri, Cypriniformes, Cyprinidae. The coding region runs from base 95 to 988 and encodes 297 amino acids.